Plectropomus leopardus (leopard coralgrouper) is the source of this 3069-nucleotide messenger RNA. RefSeq names its product AT-rich interactive domain-containing protein 3B-like. Lineage: Eukaryota; Metazoa; Chordata; Actinopteri; Perciformes; Serranidae. Gene Ontology annotation, biological process: regulation of transcription by RNA polymerase II. Gene Ontology annotation, cellular component: nucleus. The record is from RefSeq and is a predicted model, not a curated record. Gene Ontology annotation, molecular function: DNA binding.
UCCAUGCGCAGUGACCAGGGAGGUAAAGCGCACAGCAGUGUUACCCCUCCUCCAGCUCCGAUCAAUCCGGCCUCCACACUGCAGGAGCUUUUUAAAUCACAUUUGAUCAGAAGAAUAUUUUUUUUCUGUUUCAAAAAGGAAACUGGUCAUGCGAUGCGAUUUAUUUCUACGGGAGGGAAGACGGAAAAACUAGAUAAGACCUGUUGGCGAUGAUGGAUUACUCGAAGGCGCAAAUGGCAAGCUCACUUGAGGAGGGCAGUUCAGUUGGGUGUCCACAGUCCAGCAACGCUGGUGUGAACCUGGAGGCGAUGAUGGAGCAUCUGCAGAGACAACAGGGAGCCAAACUGGAGAUGAACCUGCAAGAGAAGCAGCUUCUUCAUGCCCAGCUCCUGUUUGCUCAACAUGCUGCUGCAGCCAGAGCCUCGGGCUCCAGACUGGACUCUGCAUUAUUUGGCAAAGCAGAUGGACAGACUUAUCAAGCAGCUCAGCAUGCUUUGAGUGCUGCUAUUCUCAGCAGAAUAGAUCCAGAUGAGGAGGAGGAUGACUCAGAUGAGGAGGGACAGGAAAUGGGGGAGCCUGAGGAGCACGAUGAGGCAGAGGAAGACAAUGAGGAGGAGGAGGACGGGCCUCAACAGCAGGCGAAGAAGCCUCAACUCCAGCAGGUUGCAGGCUUCUCCUUCCCUCCUUAUUCCACACCUCAGACGUCUGCUGUGAAGCAAUUGUCCCAAUCUCCACCCCCAGCAAUAAAACAGGAGCAGAAGGAGAAGGAGCUGCUGUCUCCUGCAGGCCAACAUUCCUUUUCAUCACCCAAUGGCUUUGCGGACUGGAGUUACGAUGAGUCAUUAAAACAAAGAGGAAGUGCCAUCUGGGCUGAGGACAAUGAUGGAGGAAGAGUAAGAGGAGAACCAUCUCGAGACUUUGCUAAGCUUUAUGAACUGGAUAAUGACCCACAACGGAAGGAGUUCCUUGAUCAACUGUUUGUUUUUAUGCAGAAACGAGGAACUCCUGUGAACCGCAUCCCCAUCAUGGCGAAGCAGGUGCUGGACCUGUACAGGCUUUACAAGCUUGUGACAGAGAAGGGAGGCCUGGUGGAGGUUAUUAACAAGAAGAUCUGGAGGGAGAUCACCAAAGGUCUCAACCUCCCCACAUCCAUCACCAGCGCCGCCUUCACCCUCCGCACCCAGUAUAUGAAGUACCUGUACCCAUUUGAGUGUGAGAAGAAGGGUCUGAGUUCUCCAGGAGAGCUGCAGGCUGCCAUCGACAGUAAUCGCAGGGAAGGUCGACGUCCCAGCUACACCAGCAGCUUGUACCGUUACUCUCCCUCCCCCAGCUCCGCUCCGCACGCCCUCCUCUCUUCACCCUCGAUGCAAACCACACCGACGGGACACAGCAGCCUGAAUGCAUCCGCUAGUCCAAAUCUAAAGAGACACGCAGAUGAGAUGUCAACCCCUGUAAUACCCAGCCGGCUGCCCAUGGCUCUGGCCCUGGGGCAGCAGCAUCAGCAGCAGCAACAGCUGGCACAAGCUGCCACGUUAGAGCAUUUUAGAGAGAGACUGGAGCGAGGAGCUGCAGGAGCUGCAGCCGACGGUCCAGACAAGAAAAUGAUGCGUAUGGCUGAGGAGCAGCAGCGCCUCUUGCAGCAAGCCCUCCAACAAAACCUCCUGGCCCUGGCGUCUCACUUCAACCCCAUGAACCUCAAACUUAACAAUGGACAGGAGAGCAAACAGGAUUUGUCUCUGAGUAUCUCCACUAACGGAGCAGCCAGUAUCAGUGUGUCUGUGGAGGUCAAUGGCACUGUUUACUCAGGAAUGCUGUUUGCCCAGAAGUCAGCUGCUGCUGUGGCGUCACAGGUUGUAACCAUGGCAGGAACAAAUGGUUUCAGUGCCAUGUCCUCCUCACACAGUCCUUCCUCCUCUUCUUCUUCCUCAUCCUCAAAGGGACCAAAUUAAGCCUCAGUGGUCUUUAAAUCUGUCCUCAGCAAAAUGCCUACUCCUCUCUUGUUGUACCAGUUGACCUCCUGUUUUUUUCACUCAGGCAGUCUUUUGGGAAAGUCAGCCACAGCACAUGAGGAAAUCUAGCAUUGUUUUUCCAUUAUUUUGAUGACAUAAUGUGCUUUGAAUAAGUUAGGAGGACAUUGAUGUUUAACUUCAUCUGAACAUGAUAUAGAUUCAGAUCACAGUUUACCAAGAAGCUUUUUUUUUAAUGUAGUGAAAUUCAUGUCUAAACAGCCUUGCAACGUUUGUUCAGAAGUGUCUUUAGAGCCUCUUUGGGUGUCAACUGUAUUUAUAGCUAAUUAUUGAACAGUUCUGUAGCUGCCUUUUCCUUUAGUAGAACAUUUUGUUGCCAAAGUGCAGCUAAUGAAGACCAAAAAGCCUUAGCUCAGUGUCAUAGCUGCUGUCUGUAACUGUUUGCUGAAGCCAUUUAGAAUCCUCAUAGUAAACAUUUGCUUUAAUUUCGAGUGAAAGCUAAUAGUUUCUACUUUUCAUAGCAGCUUUCAGGGAUUAUGUACAGUAUAUCAUCUGUCUCCUAAAUUUGAUGCAGGUUGGUUGAAAUUUUUUUUGUCUUAUAUUGUGUUUCAUUUUACUUUUUUUAUUUAAUCAUUGUGGCUCAGCCUCAAAAUUACAGACAUUUAUUAUUUCAUGUCAGCUGUGAAUCAAAGGCAAUCACCUCAAUCGACUUCCAGUGUUGGUAAGUUUCUCGGGAAUUUCUUCUGGACUCAGGAAAGUCCUCUGGACACAUCGCUGUUGUAUCUUAUAAUAUGUUGCUUUGUUGUAUUUGCAUAAACGCAGAGAAUGUAUCGCUAAUGACCUCAAGCUUUCGACAACACUGAACACUGAAACAGUGCUACCUCACUCUUCUAGAGAAAUAUGCAAUACGUAAUGCAGUGUGUGUUGAUUAAGUCAUCUGCUGGAAUACACUGUAAGUGGACAAUCAAGUAGAAGUAUCAAUCAUGCAAGCAAAUGUCACUGUGAACUUCAGAAAGGUUAGUGUUGAACUCUGUAAUGGUCUUUGAUUAAUGUAUUUCUUGGACAUGUGGCCAUGAAAAAUAAAACAAUCUUGUGUGCUGUA